Messenger RNA from Hipposideros armiger (great roundleaf bat), 6749 nucleotides. It is a transcript of the gene KCNK12, whose product is annotated as potassium two pore domain channel subfamily K member 12. The transcript has 2 exons. The record is from RefSeq and is a predicted model, not a curated record. Lineage: Eukaryota; Metazoa; Chordata; Mammalia; Chiroptera; Hipposideridae. Gene Ontology annotation, cellular component: plasma membrane. The coding region runs from base 1045 to 2337 and encodes 430 amino acids. Gene Ontology annotation, biological process: potassium ion transmembrane transport; stabilization of membrane potential. Gene Ontology annotation, molecular function: outward rectifier potassium channel activity; potassium ion leak channel activity.
UCCAAGCGGGAUCAUUUUCCCAAAGGAACCCUCUGAGACCUGGCGCUGCGGAUGGAUCCAGGAAGAAGCGAGCAAGAGGGAACUUAAACUUCAGACUAGAGCCAGAGAAACCCCGUGUCGGUGGACUCGUGUCGUGCAGCCCCCAGCCCCUGCGACCGCAGGGCACCGUCAAGUUGAGCAAAGUUUGGCGGCAGCUUGCAGAUAAGGGAGAGAUUCUGGAGCUGAAGCGCAGGGAGCGGCCGAACGGGGUUCCCCAGCGGGGUGGUAGCCAGCACCGCAAUCCGGACACCUGCUUCGGUGCCCCGCAUUAGCGCCGCCAGAACGACCCGGAGGAGUCGCAGCAGUCCAACUCCCCACUUCUUCCCUCCCUUCCUUACACCCCCCCACCCCAACACCCCGCCCCGGGCGCCAGUGACUCCGCCUCCCCGUGCCGGGCGGCUCUCCGGCUAGAGAUGGAAAGGGAGCGCUUCCCCUGACUCUGCUGGGUUCUGAGGCUCCGAAGCCGACGCCGCUAACUCAGGCCCCGGGGCAGGAGCUGGACUGCCUGUGCAGCCGGAGCCCGGGAGCCGCCGAGCCGGGAGCGCCUCAUGGGACGCCCCCGGAACCUCUCUUUGUGCUUUGCUGCCGCGUCCCAGUCCUAGGCGCCCGGGCUCCACAGCCCGCCCCGCCCGCAGCCCGCGGCCUGUCUGGAGAGGAGUAUGAGGCCCGCGGCCCCGCGGACGCCGGCCACAGGGAGGCAGGGGCCUAGCAUCAGACCCCCGCGCCCGAGGGCGGCGGGUGAGGAGACGCGGGAGCCCGCGAGGCGUCGGGGCGGGGAGAGGAGCGCCUCAGCCCGGGCGCUGGAAGGGCCGCGGGACCCGUGUGCGGCCUGAGCGCCGAGGAGGAGGCGGAGGCGCCCGGCCGUCCGGGCUCUGGGGAGGCGGUGAGGGGCUCCGCGGCGCCCCCUGACCACUGGCCACCAUCCUCACGCUUCUGCUCCCGUGGGGGGGAUGUCGCGGCCCGGGCCACGAGCGCCGCCCCGGCCCCGGGGCUGAGCUCCGGACCAUGUCCUCCCGCAGCCCUCGGCCCCCGCCCCGCCGCUGCCGCCGCCGCCUGCCGCGCCCCUCCUGCUGCUGCUGCUGCUGUCGCCGCUCGCACCUCAACGAGGACACGGGCCGCUUCGUGCUGCUGGCGGCGCUCAUCGGCCUCUACCUGGUGGCGGGCGCCACCGUCUUCUCCGCGCUGGAGAGCCCGGGCGAGGCGGAGGCGCGGGCGCGCUGGGGCGCCACGCUGCGCAACUUCAGCGCGGCGCACGGCGUAGCCGAGCCGGAGCUGCGCGCCUUCCUCCGGCACUACGAGGCCGCGCUGGCGGCCGGCGUCCGGGCCGACGCGCUGCGCCCGCGCUGGGACUUCCCUGGCGCCUUCUACUUCGUGGGCACCGUGGUAUCAACCAUAGGUUUUGGCAUGACCACCCCCGCCACGGUGGGUGGGAAGGCCUUCCUCAUCGCCUACGGGCUGUUUGGCUGCGCCGGGACCAUCCUGUUCUUCAACCUCUUCCUGGAGCGCAUCAUCUCGCUGCUGGCUUUCAUCAUGCGCACCUGCCGGGAGCGCCAGCUGCGCCGCAGUGGCCUGCUGCCCACCAGCUUCCGCCGGGGCUCAGCGCUCUCGGAGGCAGACUGCCUGGCGGGCUGGAAGCCCUCGGUGUACCACGUGCUGCUGAUCCUGGGCCUGUUCGCCGUGUUGCUCUCGUGCUGCGCCUCGGCCAUGUACACCAGCGUGGAGGGCUGGGACUACGUGGACUCGCUCUACUUCUGCUUUGUCACCUUCAGCACCAUCGGCUUUGGGGACCUGGUGAGCAGCCAGCACGCCGCCUACCGGAACCAGGGGCUCUACCGCCUGGGCAACUUUCUCUUCAUCCUGCUCGGCGUGUGCUGCAUCUACUCACUCUUCAACGUCAUCUCCAUCCUCAUCAAGCAGGUGCUCAACUGGAUGCUGCGCAAGCUGAGCUGCCGCUGCUGUGCGCGCUGCUGCCCGGCGCCCGGCGCGCCCCUGGCGCGGCGCAACGCCAUCACCCCGGGCUCCCGGCUGCGCCGCCGCCUGGCCGCCCUCGGCGCCGACCCCAUGGCUGGCGACAGCGACGCCGAGGGCCGCCGCCUGUCGGGCGAGCUCAUCUCCAUGCGAGACCUUACGGCUUCCAACAAGGUGUCGCUGGCGCUGCUGCAAAAGCAGCUAUCCGAGACGGCGAACGGCUACCCGCGCAGCGUGUGCAUCAACACGCGCCAGAACGGCUUCUCGGGCGGCGUGGGUGCGCUGGGCAUCAUGAACAACCGCCUGGCCGAGACCAGCGCCUCCAGGUAGACCACCUGCCCACCUGCCCGCCCCACCGCGCCAAGGACCCUCGCCAGGCUGGCGUGCCACCGGGCGUGGCUUGCUUUCCUUAUCUCAGACGCUGGCGCUUUCUUAAUCUUUAUCCAAUAAAAUGAAACAAAACCAAAAAAAAAUUUUUUUUAAAGAAAUACUAUUUGGCCAGGCCUGAUAUUAUCAAGAGCAGGUUUGGGGGAGAGCCUGCUUCCCUUAUGGGUCCCCUCUUGGAGAACCGUGGCUCCCAGCAGACUCUCCAAGGAGAGGAAAAGUGGCACCCCAGACCCUCACCCAGUGCAUGCCGCAGUGAGGAGAGUGCCAGCCCUGGGUUUUGCAGACUGGCAUUAAACCUGGCCCCCAUGUACAUAAGCAGCCGGCAACCCCAAAACAUAUGGUGCAACUUUUCAUGGCUCUGAAUUACCUCCGCAGCAUUUAGAAUCCUGAUCCAACCUAGCAGAUUCCUUCUGGUCGUCAGAAGUGAUAUAGUCACAGUUUUGACAGGUGGGGGUGGGGAGGGCCAUCUGUUACCUCCUGAUGUGUAUAUAUAGAACAGCCGCUACACACACAGAACGCUGUAGUAUUAUGCAAUGAGAUGAAACAGCACCAACUUGCAGAAUGUGGCGUUUCCCAGAGAUUUAGAAAUUGCCUUGGUAAGGGGCUUAGCUGGCCUUUCUCAGCCUGUAGUUAGUCCACUUAGCACAGCACACAGGGCUGCCACUUCUAAUGAGGGAAACCCAGGGUGGCCUGCAGGGAGGGGAGCGCUGGGCUGGAGAAGCCCUGUUCUGCUUCAGCUGUCUGACCUCACAGGCUCCAGAGGCACCUCUGAAUCCCCUAACUCUCCUUUCUUUCACCAGCAUCACCCACCAGAAUGCUUUUCCUCAUUAACCAGAAAUAUCUGAACCUUCUCAGACAAGAUUUUGCUUUGUUAAUGUGGAUUUUUUUUUCUUCACUCCUGUCAGUUCAAUGUAUUCCCGUUUUAGAGAUCCUGAGGGUACAGAGAGCAGCCCCCAGCCCCCCUGAAUCAGAGCUGUGCCAACUGCACCCUUGGAGCACCAGGGCCAGCAGCACCAGAAACCCAAAGCAGCCAUCCUACAAAUAUCAGAGAAUUGGGCUCCAGAUGUUUUGGGGGCACACCCCAUUCUAAACCCUGUUUGGCCCCCACUGAUAAUCAAGUGAGUUUGUUUCCUCCAUGCACAGUCUGUAUUAGGGGUGGAAAAGGCAGGAGGGAGGGAGCUAGCUGGUGGAACAGGGGGAUGGAAGCAAUUUUAGGAUUCAAGUUUUGUUCUGUGAUCCUCAGGCUGAGGGUCAAUUUCUCCCAGGGUCACCCUCUGCCACAUAGCGGUCACUGACCUGGAGGAAGACCAGACGCCCAUCCUUUCAGCCCAUUUCCUCAUCUGAAAAGAUGACUAUCCCAAGGACAAAUGCCAGAGUCUAGUCAGGCGCACUGUGACCCACCAAUAUAUACAGCUUCUGACGGGGAGUCUUAGAAAAGCACCUGACGCCUCAUACCGUCUGCCUGAGAGGCAUCAAAAGCCGUGAAAUCUCGCUCCCUGGCAGUGAGGGAAGCAUACGUGCCUGGAAACACACACACACACACACACACACACGCACGCACGCACGCACGCACGCACGCACACACGCACGCAGCAUUAAGAGUCAUGCUUGAAUGUCACCUCCUCUUUCCCCUUCUAGUUCAUGGCAGGAAGGAAAAAAUGAGUUGGGAGCUGAGUGACUCUCCAGCUACUUUGGGUAAUUUCUAAUUUGAGUUGGGAUUGGUUUUUAAACACAGGCCCUAAUCUGGGGGUAAAGCUAGUGAGGCGGAGUGGCCAGGAGAGAGGUCAGUGUUACUGGAUCCUGAAGGGUAGGCUUCCAAAGAGCCACACUUCUGGGAUCUGCUGAGACUGUCAGUCAGGCCAGCUCAUGAGCAACCCCACCAAGUGCCUGAAGGGACUGUGUGCUCAGAGAGGCACAUGUUCUCUAGGGCAGGGCCCUCUCACAGAGUGUCAGAUUUAUCCCUUUAAAAGAAGGAAAGAUUAAAAGGCAUCCAAUUAGAAGUGUCACCUAGACAACGAGAAAUAACUUGGGGAUCUGAGCCAUCCAGGGAGGAAGUAGAGAUCCCCAUGAUAGUCUAGAUAGGCACCUAGACUGUGAGGACUUAAUGGGAGGCAAAAUAGCAGCCAACCUAGAGGAAGUGUGCCCCAGGAACAGCACAGGAGGCUUAAGACCCAGCCAUCGAGGCUCCUUGAGCUAGACAGGCCAAAGAGGUUUCUAGGUGACCCUAUUGACCAGCACAUGGGACUGCACAGAAUUCUAUCCCCAGAGGAGGGAACAGGACCUGCCUCCAGAGACAGGCACCUCAAUACCUUCUUUGGCAGUCUUCUCUGUCAGCAGUGCUUCCUAAAGUCUAUCCUAAAUCACUCAUGCUGCAGCCUUAGCUAUUGUGACUUCUUUUCCUAUGCUUUGCUUUUGGAAGAAGGUAAUUGUGGGCAGCUUGGGCAAGCUUUUGAAAGAAUCACAGGCAUAGUUUGAAGGAACAGGGAAGGACCCUUUCCUCUCACCAACCUCCCAGAGACACACCAGUCCUCCAGUGUACAAUGGUAGCUCAAGAUCCAGUGGCACGUGUGUAUUUUUGCCUAUGUUCCCCUGGUUCCCUCCCCCCAUCUUAGUACAUCAUCGUCCUUCAGCUCAAGACAAAGGGAGGGCUCAGUGCCCCAGAUGUCAGGGAUGCUCCCUGGGAAAAGCCGGGCUCCCAAGGUCAGGGGAUUAAUGGAGGCUAGACCCACACCUAAAGGGUUAAUUUGACACCCUGUUUGAGGGCAGGCAUUGAGAACCAGAACUCUUUGACAAGCAGCGAUGGGGUCCUCCCAUCAUUUCAGAAACAGUGACAUUGAUAGGGACCCCUUUCUUUGGUGCAGGUUCUUCAAAACCUCAGGCUAAGGACUCCAUUCUCUUAGAUGCUGUGGCCUCUCCCAUCACAUGGGGGUCUCCAGCUUGACCCACAGCUGUCUGCUCACUGCAGUCUACCACUCUCCCAUGAUCCAGGAGUCCCUUGCUAACCUUAGACCCACACUCACCCCUACAAUGCUGGGGCUGUGGGGCAAAGAUGGCAUGGGCUCUUAAAAAGCCCUGGCUACCCGGCUGUGGCCACGCAGAGGCCAGGGUCUUGGUGAAUAGUCAGACCUUCUCAGCUGAGCAGGCAGGUAAAGAACCCACCUAUAGGGUCCUUGCUAGCUAAUAAGUCCUGGUGGUCAGGCCCCUAUGUUCUCUGACUAUAGCAGAGCCUCCCCGUCUGAUGAAGGAGUCAGAAGACUCAGUCUUAGGCCCUCAGCCUAUGGAAAAUGCCUGACAGUCCUGGGCAUUUGCCCAUGAGCAUCACGCAUCACAGCAUCACACACACACACACACACACACACACACACACACACACACACACACACACCAGCCUUACAAAGAGCGAUCAGCCCCUUUCCUCAAGGAAAAAAUCCUUGUCUGGGCCACUGUAAGAAGAAAGAUUUCUCAUUUUUAACUCCCUGGAGAUCUACUAGAGCCUGGAAAAUUCCUCUCUGCUUUGGAGGAGUUUCAUGUACACUUUGCAUGAAUUUGUGUUAUACACAGAAGCCAGCAUCCUCACCCAAGCCAAGCCCUGGCAAAUAGCUGCUAAAUUUACCCAGGCUCCUGCAUCCCUCCAUCAGGCCUCCUAGCAGAUGCCCUCUUCCUGAGUGCUUUGGUGGGGAAGGGUGACUGAGCCCUCAUGGCCAAAGGAGACGCUUCUGGGGAACCAAGGCAGAUGGCAGCCCACAGAAGGGGAGACCACAAGAGCUGUGGGCCAGGUGGUUCCAUCUUACUGUAACUUUUUACAUUCUUAAUAAACGAAAAGCACAAUUCCACAUGCACACUGUCUGGAAAGUAUAUCCAGACAGACUGCUUAGGGCACUUCUGAGUCCAGAAGAGGCGCUGGGGCGUCUUUGCAGCAAUGGUUGUUGUAUAACACGCUUGCUGGAUUCUGCGGGGUGGGAAGGAGUGGAGGGGCUGCUGAAAGCAUUCCAGACCACAAGACAGCUCAGCACGGACUCCCGGCCUGGACUCUUGCCCCUGGAGCAGCUCUGGCACCUUCAGGCACGUGCAGCCCCACGCCCAGCCAGUCUCAUUAUGCGUUGAGAAGCAAUGAGAUCUCUGCACUAACCUGGCCCCAACCCCCCUUCCUCUUUCUUCUAGCCUCUUCUCCUUCCCCUGGCUUUACACAUCAUUUUCUAUGCUACAUGUUCUCUCAGGAGGGGUGGGUAGAGCAUGCGGGGCAGGCCAGCAGGGUUUCUUAAACAAUACAUUUAUUUUUCUGAGCAGCACUCCAAGAAAGGACUUGAAGGGUGUUUAAAUUAACGAUGAAUAAAAUGCAGCCUGCCGCCCUUUGA